AUGGCAUCUCGCGUGUACACCGUCUCCAUUGGCUUUGGUCACCCGCGCCCCAACGCUCCCCAGCAUUGGGUCCUAAUCACAUACCCGGUGGGUAGCUUCAAUUGCACCUACUACCACACAACCAGUGGCACCAGGGACAAGGAACCCUACACAGCCAGGGUAGAGGCGAAUAAGCGUCUCGACUCGUUCGCUUUUGCGUCUGUGCGGAGGAUCUGCUAUAUUGCCGAGGUUACUCUCGGAGAAGUCAUUGAUGCGGCGCGACAUGCGAAGCCGGUGCAGAGCCAGAGGUAUGUCCUAGACAUACUGAGGACCUUGGAGACCAAGGACGUCGUUCCUUAUGGGACGACGAAGAUGUUUGAAAGGAGGUGCGGGAUGCCCGUUAUCAUAGAGGAGGAGUAG
Messenger RNA from Aspergillus calidoustus, 399 nucleotides. NCBI's taxonomy places the organism in Eukaryota, Fungi, Ascomycota, Eurotiomycetes, Eurotiales, Aspergillaceae. The record is from the annotation of a GenBank genome assembly.